UGUCUGUCCUGGACUCCUCAGCUGCUCACACAGCAUAUGCUUCUGUGGACUGAACUGUAGGCCAGGACCAGGAUCAAGAAGGAUACUGCAGCCACUCCAGAGGAAUAGUCUUCUGUUUACCUCUUUGACAGAGUAGAGGAGGUGACUCCCUAGGUUGAAUCUGUGAGUUAAUUGCCCUAGAAGAGCUUAAGGGCUACAAGUUCACACUUAGCUCUAAAGCAUCACCAACACCAUCAACAAUGGGUAACAGCAAGAGCGGCGCUGUGUCCAAAGAGAUCCUGGAGGACCUGAAACUCAACACCAAGUUCUCAGAGACUGAGAUUGUCCAGUGGUAUGAAAACUUCAAGAGGCAGUGUCCAUCAGGGCGCAUCACAAAAGAGGAGUUUCAGAGCAUCUACAGCAAGUUCUUCCCAGAAAGUGACGCCCAAACAUACGCCCAGCACGUCUUCCGCUCCUUCGACACAAACGACGAUGGCACACUGGACUUCAAGGAGUACAUCAUUGCUCUCCACAUGACAUCAACAGGGAAGACCACCAGGAAACUGGAAUGGGCAUUCUCGCUGUUUGACGUGGACAAGAAUGGAUACAUCACCAAGUCAGAGGUCAAGGAAAUCUGCUCGGCGAUUUUCAAGCUGAUUCCUAAAGAUGAGCUGGAUAGUCUAGCUGAUGACGAAAACACAGCCGAGAAGAGGGCAGACAAACUCUGGACAUUCUUUGAAAAGGGUGAUAAUGAACGAGUGGCAGAGGGAGAGUUUAUCCAGGGAGUGUUGGAUAAUGACGACGCUCUUCGUUUGAUUCAGUACCAGCCUUCGAAGUAACACUCUCCUAGAGAUUCAUUAUAUCUCUCUCCAGUCCUGUCAUUUCCACUUUACCCUUUACUCUGCUAAUGCAAUGACACCUGACAGCACCUUCACAAAUGUGAACACACAGCAGGUGUGACGAUAACGCCCCAUCGCUCAAAAUUAAUGAUGCAGAAUCACCUCCAGGGUUUAAUAGCAUUUGUUACCAAUGUAUGUGUGCUGCCUGAACAGCUUUCUUCAUCAUACAGGAAAUUAAAAAAAUGUUAAAAACUCCACGAUGACUACUGUCUGUCUACCACAAAGUAGACAGUAAUAUCCCCUCAUACAUGACCUAAUUGACAUUUCCCCACAAAUAAAUAAAAUGUGCAUAUGCGUUUCCUGCUAAGUUUAGCCUCCUUUAGAUGGAGCACAUACAUUAUUUCUGAAACUGUCAAUGUUUAGUUUACAUUUCUUAAGAAAAAUGCGAUAAUGGUGUGUUUUAGCAACUCAAGCACACAUUUUAAUAUGAUUUAAUAUGAUAACAAUAUGUCAUGUGCUUUAGUUAAGUAACAUUACCAUGAAAUAUGUUGUUUUUCUUUCUCUUUUGGGCAGCCAAUGCUGGUCUCUGUAGUCUCUGGGAUGUUUUUUAAAACCCUGACCAACAUGUAAAUGCAGCGAGGUGUAACUGUAUCUGGGCCCUUCCUAUUGUCUAAUUUUGUGUCUUUUACAGUCUUCAAUUCAUCCAUGUGGCACAGUCGUACAUGUUUGAUGUUCUAGUUAAGUGGUGCACUCUGGGGAAUAGGUUGUUCAUGUACAACAACAUGUAAAACUAAGUGUUGGUCCCAGAUUUCCCUUUACGAUAAAUUCAAUAAAACAAAC
Molecule: messenger RNA, 1658 nt
Organism: Epinephelus fuscoguttatus (brown-marbled grouper)
Lineage: Eukaryota; Metazoa; Chordata; Actinopteri; Perciformes; Serranidae
Product: recoverin-like
Exons: 4
Coding region: 240-818 (192 amino acids)
Molecular function (GO): calcium ion binding
Source: RefSeq, a predicted model, not a curated record